GCUCCCAGCAGCCAGCCGCCGCAUCAUCAAUAUUUCAUGGGCGUCAAUAAGAGGCGGCAGGGACGGUGGCUGCAGCAGCAUUCUUGCCAGCCCCAGCCACAGUUCUCUGCAAGAAUCGACCUCCCUGCCCUGCCCACCACCAUGGACGUCUUCAAGAAGGGCUUCUCCAUCGCCAAGGAGGGUGUGGUGGGCGCCGUGGAGAAGACCAAGCAGGGGGUGACAGAAGCGGCUGAGAAGACCAAGGAGGGGGUCAUGUAUGUGGGAGCUAAGACCAAGGAGAAUGUCGUGCAGAGUGUGACCUCAGUGGCUGAGAAGACCAAGGAGCAGGCCAAUGCUGUGAGCGAAGCCGUGGUCACCAGUGUCAACACAGUGGCCAUCAAGACGGUGGAGGAGGCAGAGAACAUUGCCAUCACCUCUGGAGUGCUUCGAAAGGAGGACGUGGAGCAACCAGCCGCCCCGCAGGAGGACAAGGCAGCCACAGGGGAAGAGGAAGUGGCUGAGGAGGCCAAGAGUGGAGGAGACUAGAGGGAAGCCAGUCGGCCACGGAGACCCCGAGGAAGAGCCCUCUGCCCUGCACCCCACCCCCUCCAGGCACGUGGAGUGCCCAGCCCAGAGCGUGACCUGGGUUGCCCAUGUUCCCACGCCCACAUCUGGCCACCCACAGGCUUGUCCUCCUAAGCUGCCUCUGAUGCCUUCACCUCCCUCACUCCCUCCCUCACAGCCUCUACCCCCUGGUCCUUCUGAACCCACAGAUGCUGCUGUGAAAUUUUGUUUUUAAUGAUUUCAAAUAAAACUCUAGUCCUCACCCCUGGCCA
Messenger RNA from Lontra canadensis (Northern American river otter), 815 nucleotides. It is a transcript of the gene SNCG, whose product is annotated as synuclein gamma. Lineage: Eukaryota; Metazoa; Chordata; Mammalia; Carnivora; Mustelidae. Gene Ontology annotation, molecular function: cuprous ion binding. Gene Ontology annotation, cellular component: neuronal cell body; axon terminus; cytoplasm. Gene Ontology annotation, biological process: synapse organization; chemical synaptic transmission; synaptic vesicle endocytosis. The coding region runs from base 37 to 525 and encodes 162 amino acids. The record is from RefSeq and is a predicted model, not a curated record. The transcript has 5 exons.